Coffea eugenioides is the source of this 1843-nucleotide messenger RNA. Its product is annotated as aspartate aminotransferase, mitochondrial. NCBI's taxonomy places the organism in Eukaryota, Viridiplantae, Streptophyta, Magnoliopsida, Gentianales, Rubiaceae. Gene Ontology annotation, cellular component: mitochondrion. Gene Ontology annotation, biological process: amino acid metabolic process; biosynthetic process. Gene Ontology annotation, molecular function: L-aspartate:2-oxoglutarate transaminase activity; pyridoxal phosphate binding. Bases 96 to 1358 code for a protein of 420 amino acids. The record is from RefSeq and is a predicted model, not a curated record. The transcript has 10 exons.
UCGAGUAGGUAUAUAUACCAAUAUUCUCACGCACUUCUCCUCGAUUUCUUCACCUUCUCUGCGUGUUUCUGCUUCUCUUGUGCAAAAUCUGCGAUAUGGCGUUCCGGAGGAUCAUUUUGGGCCAAGUUGGUCGUGUCGGAGAGCGAUCGAUGUCGUCGUGGUGGCGAAAUGUCCAGCCAGCUGCUAAGGAUCCGAUUCUCGGAGUAACCGAAGCUUUCCUCGCUGAUCCGAGUCCGGAUAAAGUGAACGUCGGAGUUGGAGCUUAUCGCGACGAUAAUGGAAAGCCGGUGGUGUUGGAGUGCGUGCGGGAGGCAGAACGGAGAAUUGCGGGUAAUCUCAGCAUGGAGUAUCUUCCAAUGGGAGGAAGUGCAAAAAUGGUCGAGGAAACACUAAGAUUGGCUUACGGGGAGAAUUCUGACUUGAUUAAGGAUAAGAGAAUUGCAGCAAUACAAUCUCUAUCUGGGACUGGUGCAUGCCGAAUUUUUGCAGAGUUUCAAAGGCGUUUUUGUCCAGAUUCACAAAUUUACAUUCCGGUCCCUACCUGGGCCAAUCAUCAUAACAUCUGGAGAGACGCCCAUGUCCCUCAAAGAACUUUCCACUAUUAUCAUCCAGAGUCAAGGGGAUUGGACUUUGCUUCAAUGAUGGAUGACAUAAAGAGUGCUCCAAAUGGAUCAUUUUUCCUGCUUCAUGCUUGUGCUCAUAAUCCUACCGGAGUGGAUCCUUCGGAAGAACAAUGGAGGGAGAUUUCAUACCAGUUCAAGGUCAAAGGACAUUUUCCCUUCUUUGACAUGGCAUAUCAAGGUUUUGCGAGUGGUGAUCCAGAGAGGGAUGCUAAGUCUAUCAGGAUCUUUCUUGAGGAUGGUCAUCUAAUUGGAUGUGCGCAAUCAUAUGCAAAAAAUAUGGGACUUUAUGGCCAGAGAGUUGGCUGCCUGAGUGUGGUUUGUGAGGAUGAAAAGCAAGCGGUGGCCGUGAAAAGCCAGUUGCAGCAGCUUGCCAGACCCAUGUACAGUAAUCCACCUACGCAUGGUGCCCUGAUUGUUUCUACCGUUCUUGGUGAUCCAAACUUGAAGAAGUUGUGGCUUAAGGAAGUAAAGGGCAUGGCUGAUCGUAUCAUUGGAGCAAGAAUAGCAUUGAGACAAAAUCUCGAAAAGUUGGGGUCAUCUCUUUCCUGGAAGCACAUAACGAACCAGAUUGGCAUGUUCUGCUAUAGUGGGUUGACACCUGAACAAGUUGACCGCUUAACUAAUGAAUUCCAUAUUUACAUGACUCGUAAUGGUCGUAUCAGCAUGGCGGGAGUCACCACAGGAAACUUUGGUUACCUGGCUAAUGCAAUUCAUGAGGUGUCCAAGUCUGCUUAGGAACUUGAUACUGACGCAUGUUUCAGCAAUAAUCCAAACGGAGGCUUUGGAAGGUUACAGGUUCUUUGUACAAUUCAAGAGAUUUUGGCUUUUAGGAAUUUUUUGAGAUUUUCUUCCAACUUUGUGAUCCUAACACUAGGAUGGACAAGUGAGAAGUCCUUCUUGAAGAGUUGAAGGAAAGCACUGAGGACAUAAGCAACAGAUAUUUGAUUUUGAAUAAAUGCCGGUGCAUGUAUUCAUUUUAUACCCUCCAACUCUGGAACUUUUGGCAGCUAGGAAUCAUUUGACUGUUGUAAUUCAGAGGUCGAAUCGAAGGUUAUGGAAUGUAAUUUUUCCAUUCAUAAUCAAAGAUGUCACCUUCUCAAAACUCAGCAACUGAAUCAUUUUUUGUGUUUAGCAGGGUGAUCUCACCCCCUUUUUUUCACUUGGUGUAUGAACUAUGAAGAACUUUAAUAACUGCCAAUUAAAUUUUAUUGCGUUUUGGA